Marmota monax (woodchuck) is the source of this 4414-nucleotide messenger RNA. RefSeq names its product transmembrane protein 170A (gene Tmem170a). The transcript has 3 exons. The record is from RefSeq and is a predicted model, not a curated record. Gene Ontology annotation, cellular component: endoplasmic reticulum membrane. The coding region runs from base 604 to 903 and encodes 99 amino acids. Gene Ontology annotation, biological process: endoplasmic reticulum tubular network organization. Lineage: Eukaryota; Metazoa; Chordata; Mammalia; Rodentia; Sciuridae.
AGUCUUUUUAACUCCUCUUACCCCCAUCUGACCUUCUGCUCGGCCUGGUGGGGUUCUCAAAGUUGUAAUACAAAAUAGAAUUGUCAGUGCUUAGAGAUGAGGAAUUACCUCCUUUAGGAAGAUUAAUAAAGACUUCUUCGAGAGGCGGGCAUAGUUAUUUGUAUUGGACCUUUAAAGGCCAGAAGACAGACGAGUGGCGAUUGAAGGGGGAUUUGGGGGUUCUCUGGCGGUUGACUGACCCAAUAAACAAAGAACGGGCCUGAGACAGUGCAAAGGGAAGGCGGAUGGACUGCAGUCUUAAACAAGGCACCUGUGAUUUGUCAUCCAGUGGGCAGCCACUGGCAGGCACCAUUCAGUGGACACCUGAGACUUGCUGUGUAUCACAUGUCUAGCGCCGUUGGUGAAGUAGCAGACAAGAUGAUGGUAAUCUGUGUUGGGGGUGAAUGAAGAUGGAAGUUUGUAAUCAUGCCUAAAAUGAGAAUCUGGCAGCUCAAGUUGUUUCAAAAAGUAUUAAGAGCACAGCUGACACCGAAAACAAAAAUACACAACAUUCUGGAGACCCUGUCCAAAACCUGAAACAUUCAUACACUAUCAUGACUAGAGAUGUGGUAUGGUGUGUUCCUGUGGGCACUGGUGUCCUCCCUCUUCUUUCAUGUCCCCGCUGGAUUACUGGCCCUCUUCACCCUCAGACAUCACAAAUAUGGUAGGUUCAUGUCUGUAAGCAUCCUGUUGAUGGGCAUCGUGGGACCAAUUACUGCUGGAAUCUUGACAAGUGCAGCAAUUGCUGGAGUUUACCGAGCAGCAGGGAAGGAGAUGAUACCGUUUGAAGCCUUGACCUUGGGCACUGGACAGACAUUCUGUGUGGUGGUGGUCUCCUUUUUACGGAUUUUAGCUACUCUAUAGCAUACACCCUUAUGCUGUGAUGUCCAACCUAAGUUUUCUAGAAUCCUCAGAGAAUACAUGAUGGAGUGUAGUGUGUUUUAUUUCUUCAAGUGGAAGCAACUUGGUUCAACAGGAAUGUGAAGAACAUAUCAGAUAUUUCUUCAGUUUGAAGCUGUAGCCAUUGAAGAUCUUUUUGGACUCCUAUCAUUCUCAACCAAGACAAAACAAGUUUCUUGGCCUCUUUUUUGUAGAUUAAGUUUUACACACAUACUUUUACCUAAACCAGGCCAACUGUGCCUUUGGGUUGGCUUCCCUUACACUGGAAUAUCCCUUACUAUAUUUGGUGAGAAAAUCCAUAUUUCAUGAAUGUUGCAUAUUUCAGAGAAACUGGGCAAUAUUGGUGUAUUUAGCAUGAGCAGAAUAAGCUGCAUUAAAAUCUUAGUUGAUCUAAUCUUGAUUAAUAUUUGGGAAACUCUUCUUUCACUGUAUCUUCAUGACAGUAAAGCCAACUAGGUUUUGGUUGAGUAUAGCUUUGAGAGCAAAUUUGGUGAAAUGUAACAGGAAAUAAGUUGAAGUAUAACUCAAGUAGUGACUUUGGUUCCACCGUUAAAAUAUUUUAAGAGAUAUGAGUUUGUUUGUUUUUUUACAAUUGAUUAAAAGAAGCUAGCUAAUUGACUUUUUUUUUUUAAAGAGGGUUUUGUUAUAUUCUGGCCCCAAACUCCUGUGCUCAAGCAAUCCUCCUUCCUGGGCCUCCUGAGAAACUGGGACUACAGUAAUGCACCAUUACACCUGGCUGGCACUUUAAAAAAAGAAAGAAAGAAAGAAAGGAUUUCUAUACUUUUUCCUAUUGCUUUUUGUUUUAAAUUGUGGGUGGGCAUAAUACUUUAUAUGCAGUGCUGAGGAUGGAACACAGUGCCUCACGCAUGCUAGGCAAGUGCUCUACCACUGAGCUACAACCCUAGCCCUCUUAUUGCUUUUAAUUUGGCUUAUUUUAUUUAGUUUAAUUAGAAAUCUACAUACCCUCUGAAGCAGCUAAGUUGAAAAUUUUAAGCAAGAUUGUUUAGAAUAUUCUUUGGACACCGAGGCACAAAUAAGAUACUUAAAACAUUCUGCUAUAGAUUUUCUUAGUGACUGGGGUGGAUUAAUGACUUGAGACAAUUAUAGAAGUACAGCUGAAAAUAGCAUUGGUGGUUAUUGGUUCCUUAGUCCUGAUGUGUUUACCUGGUGGUGGCUCUUCAGCCACUUGUGCAGUAUUUUUGAGUGUCUACUCCCAUUAAGUGCCUGAAGUUUUAUUUUCAGAUCUGUCCCCAUUCUGCCCUUUACACUUCUUUUAAGAAAAUUGAUACCCCUAAAGACAAUUAAAUAUCAAGUUUUUUAAACUCGAUUUUAGCUAUUUUAAUUUUUAUCCUACUGCUUUUCUUUUUUAUUAAAAGGCCUGAAAACUUUGACCUUCAAAAGCAAGAACAUUGCAAAAAUUAAGUCAUUUGAUCCUUACCCCUAAACUGUUUGUGUAGAAUACAAUCAGUGAUGUUACCUGUUUUCAAAAUAACUUCUGAUCGUUAACCCUGACUUUCUUUAUUUCCACAUUUUUCUUGGUGCAUUAUAGUUGCACAUAAUAUUGGGAUUUGUUGUUACAUAUUCCUACGUGUGCACACAAUAUAACAAUAUAAUUUGGCCAGUAUCACUGCCCCCUCUACCUCUCCUUAAUUCUGACAUUUUUAAAGGAGAACUUUCAUUAUGAGAUUAAGGCUGACAACCCACGAGGUCAUAUGCACAUGAAUCUAUUCCAUUUAAAACAAAAUGCACUCUGGCUUCUGAUUAGAAGAAGCUAGGAGGACAUUUGCCAGUGGAAUUCAUAGAGAAAAAUUAUAAAGGAAUUACAAAAUUCACUGGACAUUUUCUUUUAACAAAUUAGACUGCUUGUUAAAACUAAUUGAGUGCAGCUGAAUUUCCUUUCAAAAUCCCCAACAAGAAACUCAAAUCUAAGCUGGGCAUGGUGGUGUACUCCUGUAAUCCCACUGACUCAGGAGGCUAAGGCAAGAGGAUCACAAGUCUGGGUCCUGUCCAGAGAACUUAGUGAGACCCCAUCUCAAAUAAGUGAAAAGGCUGGGGUGGUAGCUUAAUGGUAGAGCACUCUUGGGUUCAGUUCUCAGUGCUACAAAAAAAUAAGCUCAAAUCUUUCUUCCAAAAAAUAUUUAAAGAUUACAGUUUUCAGUUGAAAAGCUAUGAUUUUAGAAAAUAUCCCUUCAGUUUAAGAAAUAUGGGUAUUAUAUCCCUUCUUUUGGGAAAUGGUUUUAGAUCAUCUCUGUUGAAAAAAUGCUUUUUUCUUGCCUAAAACAUUCUUUUGGAUAUGUCACAAACAUGUGGGCCAGUAAUUGGAUCCUUCCCCCUGAAAUCUAAUUUUUCAACGUAUUGAUCCAUGAUUAAAAUGUUAGUUUCUUUUUUUCCUUUUUUAGAGCCAAGACAAAAAUUUAGGCAUUUUGAAAUUUAGGCAUCUGUUUCUUAUUUGAUUAUCUACUCUUUAAAAACUUCAAAUAUAAAUUGUAUCUUUAAAUUGCUAAAUGUUUCCUCCAUCCCAGUAUGUGAAGCAUUUUCCUGUGAAUAAAUGUAUAGAUUGCGCUGUGUAGCUUGAAAUGUUUUCAGGGAAAAACUAUUUGAAUGCUAAACAAAGAAUGUAUUCCACUUUGUUUUUCUCUUUUCCUCCCUUUUUCUUUCUCUCUUCCUUGUCUCAAAUACAGAUUUAUUUGCAGGUGGUUGCUCAGAUGGAAGAAUAUUGGCAUUUAUGUUGAACAUUUUACCUUAUAUAGUUUUUUGAGAACUUUUGCCAACAACUGACUUUCUUAGAGAUAGAUGUAACCACCACUCCCCUAGCUAUGCUUCCACUGCCCCCCCCCAACGGUUUUUUAAUGUGGGGAGGCAGCCCCCAACCAUUAAAGCUGAUUUCUUGAUUCUUUAAUAGGAUUUUGGGGUAAAGGCAUUUUGUGAACUUAAGUUCAUAAACAAAUGCAUAAUGAAUAUUAUGAGAAAGAUUUUUCUCUGUGCUAUUAGCUAUUUUUUUUUUUUUUUUGCAGCAGGAUACUAAUUUUCAUGAAACGUUUAAACUAGUGAGAAACAGUUAAUGCAAAUAAUGAACUUUAAAUCCUUCCUUAUGUUUUUUUAAGUUUUUACAUGGUAUGUUGACUUUUGAUUCCAAUAUCCUUUCUGACUGCUCUGGUUUGUAUAAAGUUCUUACUACACUGCAGCACACGCCUCCUGUCCCUGAGGAACCAUUUCCUGGAAUGUGAAGCCCUGGUGCCAUCAGUGAUCAACACGCAGAACGUUUUUGUGAACUUGCAUUUCUUUUUGUGCAUUCUGUAAGGCUGGUUGUGACCAAAUCAGCAUAACAUUUUGUAUUAGGUUAUUUCACUAACUGCAACAGUCAAAAGGAUCAAAUCUUUGUACAAUAGAAAAUUAUUUAAAUUUUAUUUUUCUACUGACAUUUCUAAUUCAAGUGUAAAUGUUUAUCAAUAAAGAAUUACUUUAAAUCCUGUGA